Plasmodium relictum is the source of this 741-nucleotide messenger RNA. RefSeq names its product conserved Plasmodium protein, unknown function. Lineage: Eukaryota; Apicomplexa; Aconoidasida; Haemosporida; Plasmodiidae. Gene Ontology annotation, cellular component: CURI complex; UTP-C complex. The transcript is spliced from 2 exons. The record is from RefSeq and is a predicted model, not a curated record. Gene Ontology annotation, biological process: rRNA processing; ribosomal small subunit assembly. Gene Ontology annotation, molecular function: RNA binding. Bases 1 to 741 code for a protein of 246 amino acids.
AUGAAAAACAUUAUAAAAUAUUUUCGUAUUUUAAAUAUCUCAGCAGAAGAUAAUCCCUUUAUAACUUUUAACUUGUUAAUAGCAAAUUGUAAAGAUAUUUCUAAUGAGUUUUACGAAGAAACUUUAUGUGUGGCUGUACUUGAUAAUAUAAUUAGUGAAAAAGAAUUAAGAACAUUUUUUUCAAAAUUUGGAAUUAUAAAAUCUUUUAAUGUUUUACAACAGAAGCAUUUAUCGAUGAACUUUAAAAAAUUUUCUUUUUGUAUAUAUAUAACAUAUGAAGAAAAACAUAUAAUAGAGAAUAUUUUAUCAUGUAGUGUCCCUAUAAAUGAUUAUUUUAAAUGCAAAAAUCAAGCACCUUUUAUUAUAAAUUUUGAGAAAAAAAACUUUUUAUAUUAUAUAAAAAAAUAUUAUGAUAAUUAUUAUAAUUUGUAUAAAGGAAGAAAAAUAAUUAUUAAUGACAUUUUAAAUUUAAGUAAAGAAAACAAAGUAAAAAAAAAAAAAGAUACAGUAGACGAAGAUGGAUUCACAGUUGUUCAAAGAAGUUCAGACAAGCAAGAAUUUAUAAAUUCUAUAUUUUCUUCAAAAAACGAAAAAUUUAACAACUUAAAGAAAAAAAAAAAAAAAAAAAUUCAUGAAAAUUUUUACUUAUUUCGAAAAAAAGAAAAUUUUAAAAAUGAAAAUGUCACAUUUAAAAAAAAAAAAUUAAACACAAAUAAAAAAAUAAUUAAAAAAAAAACUUAA